Messenger RNA from Suillus subaureus, 3090 nucleotides. RefSeq names its product tRNA synthetases class I-domain-containing protein. The record is from RefSeq and is a predicted model, not a curated record. Bases 1 to 3090 code for a protein of 1029 amino acids. Gene Ontology annotation, cellular component: cytosol. The transcript is spliced from 18 exons. Gene Ontology annotation, biological process: isoleucyl-tRNA aminoacylation. Gene Ontology annotation, molecular function: ATP binding; aminoacyl-tRNA deacylase activity; isoleucine-tRNA ligase activity. Lineage: Eukaryota; Fungi; Basidiomycota; Agaricomycetes; Boletales; Suillaceae.
AUGUGUCUGGUUGGACCAAUCGUCACAAGGCCAGUUCGCCCGCAUGUCUUCAAGCUAUCUAAAAGUCGCUAUUUCUCUACUUGCCGUGUUUCCCUAUCUUUGAAGAACACUAGCACAGACCCCAAAGUCUAUUCAAAGACUCUUCUCUUGCCAAAGACUUCCUUUCCGCUCUGGGUAGACUCAGCAAAGUCCGAGUCGUUAUUUAAAAGGAAGACUUGCGAAGAGUUGUAUCAAUGGCAGGCUCAGAAUGUGCACCGACCACUCUUCGUUCUCCUCGACGGCCCUCCUUAUGCGAACGGUCACCUUCACAUGGGACAUGCUUUAAAUAAGAUUAUAAAGGAUAUCAUCAACAGGUACCAAGUCUUGACAGGUCAUCAAGUGCACUACCACCCCGGUUGGGACUGUCAUGGUUUGCCUAUCGAAAAUAAGGCUCUACAGGAGUUAAAGGCGCGAUGCCCUUUCGUUACCCCCAAUAUCAUACGCACAGCAGCCAAAGCAACGGCAGAGCGCGAAAUGAAGACGCAACAGGAGGAAUUCGAGCAGUUCUGCAUAAUGGCCGAUUGGAGCCCCAAAACAACCUUCCGCACGCUUGACCACGACUAUGAAAUUCGUCAGCUUCAGGUAUUUCAACGAAUGGUCGAGGAAGGUCUUAUUUACCGGCACUAUCGACCAGUACAUUACUCUCCCUCGUCGCAUUCCGCUCUCGCGGAAGCUGAGCUCGUCUAUAACGAUGAACAUGUCUCGCAUUCAGCCUAUGUGACCUUUCCGUUGGACUCGCAGACUGCAAUCGCGAGCACUGCUCUCCGAGCAGUCUUAGCCAAGGAGCCUUCGGCAAGUUUGCUAGUAUGGACCACUACGCCUUGGACUCUAACAGCAAACAUGGGCAUCGCCGUUCACCCCGAAUUGACCUACAGCUUCGUGCGCUCAUCUGUCAAUGCGGACACUCUCGUUGUUGCCAAAGAUCGUCUUGUCGCGCUGGAGCCCAUCAUCGGACCCCACGAAGUUAUUGCUGAAAUGAAGGGCGCAGAUCUGGUGGGCGCGCAAUUUCGCUCCGUCUUCGCUCCGCUCCACCUGUCUGGCUCGGUGAACGCAAAGAUCAUAGCGGCAUCUCAUGUCACAUCGGAGUCUGGAUCUGGUCUGGUGCACUGUGCCCCUGCACAUGGCGCAGAAGAUUACUUGGCAUUUCGAGCGCUAGGUCUUCUGCAAGGCCCCACGGACAUUGUUUGUCACGUCGACGAUGCUGGCAAGUUUUCUCCUGAUGUUGCUCAUGUUGUAGGCGAAGAAGCUGCGCAAACACUAGUGGGACAAGAGGUACUCAAGGGUGGGAACAAGGCUAUUGUCAAACUACUGGAGUCCACCGGGUCCCUUGUGAAGGUGCAAAGGAUCAAGCAUCGCUACCCGUAUGAUUGGAAGACUGGUGAACCUAUUAUUGUAACGGCCACCUCGCAAUGGUUUGCCAACCUAGACGGCAUCAAGGAUGAUGCACUUCACGCGCUGAAGGAUGUACAGUUCUAUCCACCUUCAUCUCGCAAUCGACUAGAGUCAUUCGUUCGCUCGCGUUCCGAGUGGUGCAUUUCUCGCCAGCGAGUGUGGGGUGUCCCGAUCCCGGCUCUAUACCACAUUCCGACGGAUACCGCCGUCCUCUCAUCCGAAUCCAUCACUCACAUCUUGCGUGUUGUGUCUGAGCGAGGCGUGGCUCAUUGGUGGGAAGGUCCAGUCAAAGACUUCCUUACCCCCGAGCUACUCGCCCAAUUCGAAGGUGGUCCUGAGGCCUGGCGCAAAGGCACGGACACGAUGGACGUCUGGUUUGAUAGCGGGUCAAAUUGGAGUACGCUGAGCGUCCCUACAGGCGGGAGAAAACAUCGGGCGGACGUAUGUCUUGAAGGCACAGACCAGCAUCGCGGGUGGUUCCAGAGCCAGUUGUUAACUUCAGUGGGCGUUAACUCCGGAUCAAACGCUGCAAGGCCGGUAAGCCCAUACGGAACGCUGAUUACGCACGGUAUGGUACUUGAUGAAGCGGGCAAGAAGAUGAGUAAAUCACUCGGAAAUAUCGUCAGCCCGAUGACCAUCAUCCACGGUGGCAAGGAUAAGAAGAAAGAACCUGCGUACGGUACUGAUGUCCUCCGCUUAUGGGUGGCAACUGUCGAGUACUGGCGAGAUAUGUCCAUUGGACCCACAGUUCUUGCACAGUGUGCGGAAUCUAUGAGGAAGAUCCGUAAUUCUGCUCGGUUUAUCCUUGGAAAUAUUGGUACAACUGCUCAACGAAAGCACUUUGUUCCGGUUGAACGCAGCGAACUGGGCUUGGCGGAGCGCUUUGUGAUGAACGAGCUUUACAAGCUUGAUCAAACUGCUGCAGAAGGAUAUGCAGACUACAAUUUCCCGAAAGUCAUGAAUUCCUUGACCAACUUUGCAAACAUCACAUUGUCAUCGCUCUACUUUGACAUCACGAAGGACUGCCUCUAUGCCAAUGACAUUCAAAGUGUCGAGAGACGGGCGGUUGUGACUGUCCUUGCCAAAGUCCUCGACUCCAUGACAUCCGUAAUGGCCCCAGUGCUCCCUUACCUGGCAGAGGAAAUCCACAGUACUCUCCAUGAAGGUGAUGAGGCUGUAUCCCAGUUAUCCAUCUUUGCGAAGAAGUGGACUCCUGUCAGCGCUGAGUGGAAUGAUCCGCGUGCCGAACAAGACAUGGCUAGUCUACUGAGGAUGCGCAGCGUCGUGCUAUCUCUUUUGGAAAAGGCUCGAGGGGACAAGUAUCUAAAGAGCUCUCUCGAAGCUGAGGUCGAUAUUAUCUUGCCCAACGAUAUAUCCGUGCAACCGUAUAUGCUACAGUUGAUUGAACGCGAAGAGACGUUCCUGAAGACGCUUUUCAUCGUUUCUGAUGCCAACAUCACGGACGAAGGCUCUCUCGGCACUAGUUCAUUCGCGUGGUCCUAUGUCUCUUCAAUGGAUAUACCCGACUCGGACUUGGAGCUGGCGAUUCGCGUUAGACCUGCAUCCUCGAGUAAGUGCCCACGGUGCUGGACGUAUACUCGUGAAGAGGAUCAUGAUUUAUGUCCUCGCUGUGAAGACGUCGUUCGACGUGCGGAUUAG